CAUAUUACCCAUUUUGGACGCUACUGAUUCACACUUUCGCCUAAUAAAAGAAUUAAACUCAAUCCACUUGAAUCAGAUAAUGGCAAACAUACAAACAAAAUUAGAUUGGGACGAUUCAAAUAAAAAAUAUAACACAAACGAAUCGGAGGCUUCUGAUGAAGAGCGAGAGCUGACCAAUCUUAGCUGGCUUAUUGGAAAUCAAAGCUUAAGUUGGACUAAGACUAUUGAGUCAACCGAAAAUGAUCCAAUCUGUAUCUUUGAAACAGACAGAAAAAAUGAAAAAACAAAAAUAUUGAAUAGUUGUAAAAUAAUUCACGACGAAGUAAAAAUUAUCUGCACCAAAGAAAACAUAUUUACUAAAAAAACAAAAAUGUUCAAAACGCAAUCUGUUUCUGAUGCUCAAAUAGCAAAAACAUCAAAAUCAAGAUGGUUGAGUCCCGAUGAACGUUAUGAAAUAUUUUUAAACAAAAUUAAGUGUGACUUAGCAGAAUAUGAAAAACAAGCUAGUAAAUACGAAUCUGAUGUUACUGAAAAACCACCUUUUAAUUAUUCAAAUAUAAUUGGAAUGGCAAUGUUGAAGACAGGACGUGUUACAUUACAACAAUUGUGUGCUUGGAUUGAGUCAAAGUUCGCUUAUUUUCGCGUUCGAAAAAGGUGGAAUAACUCUAUUAGGCAUAAUUUAUCACUUCAUCACUGUUUUCGUAACCGAAAAAGAGAGGACAAAGGAAAAGGUGGCUACUGGGAAUUGGGAAUUGACCCAAAAAAAUGUGACAAAAAGCGGAUUCGUAAAAGAAAACUGUGCAAUAAGCAUAAGCUAAAUAGUAGCUUGGACAGCAAGACCGGGUAUUUUCAGAAGGACGACUUUGAAAUAAUGCAUAAAGAAUUAAAAAAAAAACACGGGUCAUGUAUGGGGGAAUAUAAUGAAAGUUCCCCUAAGCAGUCUGUGCUUACUGAGCAAAGUUCAGUAUCAAUUGAUUCAAUUCCCUCACUAACUUUGGCAAAAGUUGGGUUAGGUGAAAUUCCAAUCAAUCAAAACCCAUUAUUAAACAAAGGUCGAUUAGAAAUUAACUCUUUAAAUGUUCUUUCUAAGAAACAAAUUUCUCAAAAGGAUUAUAAAUUGGGUUCGGUCCCUUUAGGAUCUGCAAAAAUUCUUGAUGCGCGCCAAUCCUUAAACAAUUUAAGUUGUCAUGUUUCAGACAGUAACCAACUGAUUCCAACCCCAGAAUUUCCGCUUAUUAGUGUUGACGAUGACGACAUUGCACCUGUACUUUCUUCCAGCUCAAUUAUUAAUCGAUACGGGAGUAUUCAAGCAGAAAUAUCAAGCUGUGAAAAUGAAACAAUUAGUUACAAUUCCGAAAACUUAGAUGAAUUUGAUGAACGAUUCCAUUGUCUGCAUGCUAGCAUUCAGUACAAUCGUGGUGACGAUAUCUUAGAUAACUUCCUAGACGUUUGUGUUGCACACUAUUAAAAAUUUAAAUUUAUCAGUAAAAAAAGUAUACAUAUAAUUUAUCCUAUUCCUCAGAUAUAUUGUAAUUCCUCAGUACUUACUGUAAAAAAGCUAAAGCUAAACAAUAGUUUUCAGGCUUUUAUUUCCCUAUACAUUUUAACUUUUGGGUCCCGAAGACGAAUGAAUAGCCCGAGUAAGAACCAUAUUUUAGUUCUGCUUCUAAUAUUGUGUAAUUAUGUAAGUGUCUGCCCAUUUUUCUAUUGCGAUUUUUCACCUCGCCGGCUAGCACGCGUUAACAUCUGCAGGGAUGGGAACACCCGGAAAAACCCGAAAGACAAUCUCACAAAAAAAAUAAACUAAUUCAAUUUAUUCAAAAAAAAAAAUAAAUAAAUAGAUUCAAACAAGCACAACCCUGCAGAACUGGAGGUGUUGAUAGUGUGUAUAGGUAAGUGCUUACCUCGUCGAUCACUACAUGGGUACUCACUAAAGUGACCCUAUAGUAAACGAACGUCGAACCACCUAGUCGACUCGAGUUUGCGAUUGGCCCUGGGUAAGUGCUUACCUCGUCGAUCACUACAUGGGUACUUACUAGAUUAACCCUAUAGUAAUCGAUCGUAAGCUAUAGUAAGCAUAAGUACAAAAUAACGGCAAGCAUCGCUUUUGUUUUUUUUAUUUUGUGGAGAGAGCACACACAAGAUUAAAGACAAAACUUCGAUAAUGCUUUACAUCGCUGUUUGUUUACCCGUCUUCGGUGCACUGCUUACAAAAACAAUUGUCCAGAAAGAACAGUUUGUUUUAUUUUGUGCUACUCUUUCGUUUAAACGCAGCUGUGUUUACUGGCUGACGAAAUUUUUGCAAGCAUUUGCGUUGAGAAGAGCAAAGCGGAUCAACUGAUUAUUAGGUGUGUGACCUAAAAAAUAAUAUAUGUUUGUAUUAAAUGUGUACUAAUGUGUCAAUAUUAAAUAAAAAAUAAAAGUACGACAAGCAGUUAAAAUUAUGUAUAGUGAACGACAUAAAAGAAGGCUAA
This is a messenger RNA of Drosophila bipectinata, 2474 nucleotides long. Lineage: Eukaryota; Metazoa; Arthropoda; Insecta; Diptera; Drosophilidae. The record is from RefSeq and is a predicted model, not a curated record.